CCACCCCCACCUCCACCUCCACCUCCACCUUCACUUCUUCUUCUCUUCUUUCAGUGAUUUCAGUUUAAAUACAUUCUUGUUAUUAUUCCUAAAUAAAUAACGCAAAUAAUCCUUAGUAGUACUGUGCAGAACCUUUAAUGUUCUUCCAGUGGGACGAAUAGAAAAAUCCUUGGUGAUGAGGCUUAUUAUUUAUUUAUUUGUAGUUAUUCUUAAAUCUUUUUAAAGUCAUAGACGUGUAGUACACUGUGUGUAUAUACCCUUAUAUAUAUCUAUAAUAUAUUAUAACCCUUUUGUGAAAGGGAAGCCUUUAGAUAUAGGGAUCCCCUAGAUAGACAAACCAAAUAAUACAGUAUUUAGUAUUGGAUACGUUUUCUUUUUUUUUUUUAUAUAAAGCUAUUUUGUACUUUUAGACGCUUUACUUUUUGAAAGAAGGACAAAGGAUGCUUUAGGGUGCUUGAUGGAGCGUGGAACAAAGCCGUGAACGUGCUGUCUCGCAGGAGUUUUCGGCUUUGAGAGUACAUUUAUUUUAACCAUCAUGCAGCUCUGAAAUCCAGCGGAAGCACAUAAACCCGCCGGUUUUAAUGCUUUAACUACGUCUCUAUACCUGUUUUAAACUGAUGAUGGCUGAUCUUGCGCCGGCGCCACCGUUUACGACUGCGGCGUUACGCGUCCCCUAGGUAUCAGGCACCAUGCUGCUAUGUUAAUGGUUCAGUACGCUAGAGGGAAUGUAUGCAUGCCGAUGACCCACGGCGGUGCGAGGAGGCGUGUAUGCCGACGAUGCGAAGAACGUCCGGUCGAUGAUAUAUGCGUUACAGUUCCUAGAAAUGUUGUAGGUUCCUACUGUUAAACAAUUCUGGACGCGUUGGGGCGGGUUAGCGUUUGAUGGCGUGUGUUCAUGGCGUUUUAGUAUUUUUGCAUGGAAUUCAGUUAAGAGAUGUAUCUGGCGAGAAUCCUUCUCUUGUGCUCGUCUUGACAUAUGAAAACAUUCGAGUUUAUAUACAAGUCUAGCCCAGAGAAGGGGAUGCCUCGGUUCUUGUUUCUGCAUCUGCUCACUGGACGGAGUAGAAAGUAGGAGGAGCUCCACUGCUGCUGCAGCAUGCACUAGAAGGGAGGGAGGAAGCGAGGGAGCGCGAAUACAUCAGUGCUAUAGAGAGAACGAGGGAGGGAGGGAAACACGGAGAGAGAGAGAGAGAGAGAGAGAGAAUAAGAGGAAGGGAGGGAGGGAGUGAGGGAAGUGAGGCUGGCUGUGCUCUCUGCACCGCACCACUCUCUCCCUCAUUACCAUUCCAGACACUGCCUUCUCUGAGGAGAACCCUUCGCUCUGUUUGAAACGCCAAUCACCGCUGGCUGUCCUUUCAUCCUCGAUCACACGCACCGAAAGCACGGGCGAGCGGGAGCCCCGCAGAUGCCGAGAGGAUUUCCCGCGCUUCUCCAUCCGACCAAAGUUGCUCUGAAAAAGAAGAAUGCACUCGGAUACGGCUGUUUAGGAUUGCAGGAUCUUGACGACUAGACGUUUUUUUCCGUCUGUGAUCUCACCAGCAGACUAAUCAGUGCUAAGAGGACAGAUGGGCAUCCUUUAAUCAGAGUGGUAAGGACUUUACUUCCUCUUCCCUUUUUAUUAUCCACUUUGGCCGUGGCAUCGGUCCGUCCUGCUCCGUCACAGCUGCACCUCUACUGGAAAAGGCAAGAACCGGACCGAGGAACUGAAGGGUGAAGGUGGGGACGUUAGUGCUGGUACGUCCUGUGUGGUCACGAAUUGGAUGAUACGGUCGGAUCGUACGAACUGCCCUUCUUGCACGGUGUGAACCGUCGUACCCUGGAUGUAGACUUUCUGUAAACCUGUAUAUAAAAGGAUUCCUGUAGACUCAUGUUCCUGCUGAGAUGGCAGACAUCAGGCACAGGCAUGUCUUUCCCAUCCGCUGGGGUCAGCAGCAGUCUGGGCAAUAUCUGCUGAGUUAGGCCCCCCCCUGAGGAAACCUUCCUCCAUCCUCGUGUGCCCACACACUCCUUUAACAAGAUGAACACAACUGAGCUGAACCAGAGUGCUGUGACCUUCUGCCUCCUGGACAUUAGUUACUCCCAGAUCUUCAACACGUGCCUACUGGAAGUCAUCGUUAUCCUCUUUCUCACCGUGCUCAUUAUCUGCGGUAACUUAGUCGUCAUCUUUGUAUUUCACUGCGCACCUCUACUCAGCCACCAUACCACCAGCUCUUUCAUCCAGACAAUGGCCUACGCUGACCUGCUGGUGGGAGUGAGCUGCCUCAUCCCGUCCCUGUCUUUACUACACCACCUGAAAGGGCUGGACGAGGAACUUACCUGCAAGGUGUUUGGUUACAUGGUGUGUGUGCUGAAGAGCGUCUCCAUGGCCUCGUUGGCGUGUGUUAGCGUGGACCGUUACGUGGCCAUUACGCGGCCGCUGUCCUAUGCGGCCUUGGUGACCCCGUGCCGUCUCCGUGCUUGCAUCGCACUCAUCUGGCUCUACUCCUGUCUAAUCUUCCUGCCGUCCUUCUUUGGCUGGGGCAAGCCUGGGUAUCAUGGAGACGUUGUCAAGUGGUGCUCAUCGUCCUGGGCCACCCAGCCACUCUUCACUGCCUUCAUUGUGGCAGCGCUGUACGCGCCUGCAGCCCUCACUGUGUGCUUCACGUACGCCCAUAUUUUCCGGAUAUGCCGUCAGCACACCCGACAGAUCAGCGAGCGCCGGGCGCGGUUCGGCCCGCAGGAAACCGAGCCGGGAGAACCACCCGGACCUGACAAGCGUUACGCCACCGUGCUGUUCCGCAUCACCAGCGUGUUCUACCUGCUGUGGCUACCGUACAUCAUCUACUUCCUGCUAGAGAGCGCUGGAAUAUACCGCCAUCCCGCAGCCUCCUUUUUGACCACGUGGCUAGCGAUCAGCAACAGUUUCUGCAACUGCCUCAUCUACAGCUUGUCGAACAGCGCCUUCCGGAAAGGCCUCAAGCGCCUCUGUCUGAUCUGCAUAAAACGCACAGACACCAAGAAACCCCCGGGAGUGCCACCAGCUCCUCCUCGCCCGGCCUGUCACGUGUAGUGCCCAGUACGGACUGUACUGAGAGUGUCGCGUAUUGUGUCUCGCCAGCUUGUCUCGGUCGGUGGAAACAGGCCUGUUUUGGCAUCUGGGUGGCGUUCCCAGGUCUUUGUCCCAGAGAGUCUGGUUGUCUUCGUGACAAAUCUUCGAGGCAAAGGAGUCACCUUUCACCCCGACUGUCAAUGUUGAAGGGGCUGUUAGGGCUGCUGUUUUGUGCAGCAUUGAAUAACUAUUCUUUAUGCAAAACGUGAAAAAAAAUUAUAUCAAUAAUAAUAAAAAAGAAACCCUUGUUUUGCAAACUAAAUGCUUAUGUACGCCAUCCGUCAAGUCGUGUGACCUCUUAAACGAGCAACGUCGUAGUAACGCAUUAGCAUCGAUCAACCUUAACCAGACAGUGCUGACGUGUCUUCUGUUUUUGGGACAUUUUCUAUCAAGUGUCAUCAGAGAAACCUGUGACUAAUCAUGUGCCACGUUAUCUCGUUCUUACCGUUAGCUGCUUCUUUAGAAACGUACGUUUGGCCGAUUGUAUAAUUUUGCCUCCGGUCACAGGACGAACGUACGAGCGGAUCAGCAAACAAACGGACCAUUCUGCCUGACUCCAGACUGCACAAAAGAUGCACUUUCUCACUGGAAGACACGGGACCUCACCGCAUCGUUCUCUCUCUACUUUCGUGCUGUUUAAAAAAACGUCUUCUUCGUCACCCAUGGACGAAGGCGAUCUCGGAAGACGACCCUCCGUUCUGUUGACUCUUCCGAAUCUCGUCCCUGCAUUCCGAGUCAUUCGAUGAUGUGAUGUGAUGUGAUGUGAUGUUUCCUCAUUCCAUGCAGCAUAAGUGUAGCACAGCUGUCUUGGCAUGUUUGGUUUACUUUCCCCAAAAUGGAGUUCUCUAACUAUCGUGCUGUACGCCUUAUGGUAAUAUUUAUCGGGGGGGGGAAAAAAAAAACAAAACAUCGCAUCGAUUACGGAUCCCGCUUAAGAACGAACUACAGCCUCUGGAACAACAGAGCACGAGGUUUUUAUUUCGCAACAACACACCUGGUCGAAGGACACACAAAUACAAGCAAGCAAAAAAAAAAAACAUUUAAAGGUUUGAUUCGUGCAAAAAAAAAAACAACAAAAAAAACGAUAACCUCAGAACUAAUAACAAAGGCUACAUGACUGUUUAAGCAAGUCUCCAGUAUUUCCUCUGUAUUAUUAAUCUUUCUGUACAUAAUGAAUAAUUUAUAUACAUGAAGGUGCCAAGAAAUUGGAGGACACUGGAAUCUCCUCCUCAUCCUCUUCCUCUUCGUCUUCCUCCGUCGUCUCGUCUGUAUAUCCCUGCUGUGAGCGUGAAGUCGGUUUGUUGUCACACUGGUCAGAACUUUAGCGGUACUGUUUUAUUGUCGAUAUCUCUGUCUUCUAGUUGACCAAAGUGAAAUAUUUAACGGGCGUCUCCUUUUUAUAUCCUUUAAGGAAGGAAAAAAAAAACACAUAAUGAUUGAAAACGCCAUGUUUGAGAACGUGUAUGCUGCAGUGUGUCCUGUAUCGUGGGCUCUGUGUGUGUGUGUGUGUGUGUGUGUGUGUGUGUGUGUGUGCGCUUUGAAAGAAUCUAUUUAUUAUAUCGUUAUCAAUACAAGAACGUGUGUGUCUCGAUGUAAGAGUUGUUUUUGUUUUUGUUUUUUUUGAAAUAUACAGUAGAACUGUGACAAAGAUGACUCUAAUGUUCUCGAGUAACAGGCAGUUUUGACCAGCAACGAAGAAGAUAUUUUUCGUCAACACUUUACCGCAUGUCCGAUCCGAUUAGACCGUAGGUUUGCUUUUCUAACGCCGUGAUGUACAGUUACGACGCGAUUUACGAUAUAACGACGUCGUCGUGUUUGUACCCGGAGGUGUACGAGAUGUCGACGUGAGACUGUUUUUAAAAGCGUGCAGUAUAAACGUGCUUUUCGACUGUUUCCGAACCGCCACGUUAGGGCAGGGCGCUGUGCAAUAUGUCUGCUUUGGUGGUUCUGAAGUAAAAUGGCAGAACCACA
Ictalurus furcatus (blue catfish) is the source of this 5059-nucleotide messenger RNA. RefSeq names its product probable G-protein coupled receptor 21. Lineage: Eukaryota; Metazoa; Chordata; Actinopteri; Siluriformes; Ictaluridae. The record is from RefSeq and is a predicted model, not a curated record. The transcript has a single exon. Gene Ontology annotation, biological process: G protein-coupled receptor signaling pathway. The coding region runs from base 2018 to 3049 and encodes 343 amino acids. Gene Ontology annotation, cellular component: membrane. Gene Ontology annotation, molecular function: G protein-coupled receptor activity.